UUAUAUCGCUAUACAAUUUGCAAAGAACAACUUCGCGACGACCAUGGCGAGCUCAUCGCCAACUGUGUACGUUUUCGACCGUCGCAAAGGCUCUGAUCCAGCACGGGAAAUCACUCUUGAUGAUGUCUGCAGUUUUGCUGAUUUCAAAGAGUUAAUCAAGAAAGAGUUUGGAAUCCCAUAUGAUGGAGAGUUUGUCAUUGCUACCACCAACAGAGAUGAGAUCAAUACAGAUGAGACUUAUGAGGAGCUUGUGGAGGAUGGAGACACUCUCUUACUGCUUGUGCACCUUAAACAGGACUUGCUGGCCCCUACCCAGGAGAGGGUGGAUUACCAACCCCACUAUGACACCAUCAUCAGGAGUGGCAUGUAUGAGUACUAUGCCAGCGAAGGACAGAAUCCACUACCAUUUGCAAUUGCAGAACUGAUAGACAACUCACUUUCAGCCACGGUGAAAAACGUUGGACCAAGAAACAUAGAAAUCAGAUUGUACCUGGAAGAAACAGGAGAUAAGAACAUGGUCUGUAUUCUUGACAAUGGCAAAGGCAUGACCACCAGGGAACUCAACAACUGGGCCAUCUUUCGACUCUCUAAAUUCAAUCGCAAGAGACAGAGACUAGAACAAGGGAACAAUAGUGAUGGAGACAGAGACAUUCCCAAAUCGUUAAACAGUGACAUCUCAUUCUUUGGAGUAGGAGGAAAGCAAGCAGUGUUUUUCAUUGGUGAUUCAGCCAGGAUGAUCAGUAAACCCAAAGGUUCUAGGGAUGUUCAUGAGAUGACGGUAUCAAAGGAAGAGUUUGAAAGGAGAGAGAAGAACAAAGAAGACAUCUACGGAGGCAUCAUCCAAAACAGACAGCCUGGCGAGGGCAGCCACGUAUCACCAGGAAAUGAGAACCUGCAAAAACUGAUCGAAGAAGAAAAAGGCCAGGAGAACUUCACCCACGUUGUCAUCACCAGUAUCAAGUCACAACACAUCAAGUUCAUCAAAGCAGACUUCAACAGAUGGAGCAGACAGCUGGCACACAUCUACCACUACUACAUCCAUGGACCACAAGGCAACCAGUCCCACCUAUCCAACUCCAUGUACCGUACGCCAAGCCCCUACGAGAACCUUAACAUCAGCAUUACAAUGUACAAGAAGGGCCAACUGCAUCAGCAGCUCAACCUCAGAGACAUUAAUGACGACCUCCAAUCCAACUUCAUCAGGUCUGCCAAGGACACGUUUGAUUUCCGUGUUUUGGUAGAAGGAACUGGAUUGGUAGAGGGCGUGCUUCGAUAUCAUCCAUUCCUCUUCGACAAGGAGUCAUAUCCAGUUGACGAUGGCUCAGUACCUGAGGAAGUCGAUGACGAAAGUGAUUACAACAAAGAUAGACCUGCGAGGGGUAGCAAAGCCAUAUUUGAGUGCUACUGGAAUGGAAGGCUUAUUCCCUAUACUCUGGUCCAAGAAUUUGACUGGUGUGCCGUGCCAAAGAAACUGGUCGACAUUCCUGUCGAGUGCUACAACAGGGUAUCUGGUACCCUCUUUGCUAACAGGAAGUUUGAGGUCAGCACGAACAAACUUACUUUUAUUGACCUUGAGAUGAAGCUGAAGGAUAGAUCGAACGCAGUCUUUGAGAGAGUUGUUGGGGGUAAGUCUCUCAGAGUGAAUAUUGACGAAGCGUUCUACGGUUGGCUGGACCACUGUCACGAGACCCAUGACAAACAGGUCUGGUUCCGAGACUACGUGGGUAACAUCACGAGGCAAGGUCUACCCAAGACAAAACAAGGACCCUGGGCUGUGUUUAAGACUGUGGUAUGGGAUGGGAAGGUGUAUACCACAGGUCAACAGGUUCGAAUCUUGCGGACAAAUCCAGUUGUUUAUGGGUCAGUAAAACGGUUCUUGUUGUUCGGAGACUUUGGGAAUGAGAUUCAGAAUAGGUCGCUGUUUGCAACGGGAGGAGAGUUCGAAAUUGAGCAGGAGCCUAGAUUGUUGUACAACGAGACAAAGAGCUACCAUCUCAGGAGGCUGGACAGGUUAGCUGAUGAGGGCCAGAUAAAGAAGGCCAUCGAUGAUGAAGAAGGAAAACUUCCAGAGGUUCUUGUCAUAUCUUGGCCUAAGGCAAAUGAGGUCCAUGCAGGAGAGAAACGACCAGCUGGGAAACUCAUAGGUGAAAUCAAAGCUGAGAUCCACAACAGGAAAGGUCAGUCCAUGUCAAGGCUUCCUGGAGUUCAGCAUAACUCUAAGAAACUCAUGGUGGAGUUGAAGAUCAUUUGGCAUUCCGAUUGCGGUGACAAGGUGAUAGUAACCCACAUGGGUCAACAUCACAAGACAUGGGCAUACUCCUUCAAACAGAUGGACAUUGUCGGGAACAUAGGUCCCCAUACCCUGAUCCUGCAGGCAGUACUCAGGGAUGAAGGAGCUACUGACCUCGGAGGACGCCCUCUGCCAUGUCACAAGAUCAAGUUCACAAGUACAGAGGGCCCAUCAAGCAAGUUUAGCAUUGAUAUCCUGGAUCCGCCGUUCAGGGUAGACGUCCCAUUCAACAUCCCUCUUCUGCUACAAGACGAGUUCAAUAAUCCCACCAAGCCAACGCCUAACCUCAAACCAGUACUCGAAGCGAGUGGCCUUGUCAUGAGCUAUGAGAAGGUGGAAAUCGAGGGCAACUCUCUUAUAGUGAAAGAAGUGAAGGCAUCCGGGGUCGUUGGAUCGGCUCAAGGAAAGAAGUUCAACAUGACCGUGACGAUACCUGGACUGGAGAUCCCCACUCAACAACUAAAGAUCAGAAUCUUGCCCGGUGAGCCACACAAGAUCAUUGUGCCAACGUUUGAAGGAACUGGUGACCUCUGCAUAGAGAAUGGCAAAGAGUUUCCUAUAUCUGUGGAGAUCAGAGACAGAGCAGGGAACUUCUCUGUGCACCAAAAUAUUGAAGUCCAGUGCGAGUUUCAUGGUGCGGAUGGGUUGCCUUCAUACAGAGCAGACUGCAGUAACUCAGGAAAGGUUACUCUUACUGGAAACCCUAUCUUCAUCAAGAACAUCUCCAAGAAAUCUCACGAGAUCACUGCCAAAAUUGAACUACCGCACAUGAAAGGAGUCAGCUCUGUAGAGAAAGUCAUUACCGUCAAACCCAGCUCCAGCGCCUGUAAGAUCAAGGUAUUCUUCUGUAAAGAUGACCCAGUCGAGAUAAAACCCCAAGAAGACAUUGAGUGGACGGCCGGACAGAAUACAUCACACAUGCGUUUUACUCUGUAUGACGAGGGUGAAAACCAGAUGAAGAUCACCAAGGAACAGGCAAGCAAAUUCAAGUUCACCUGGUUACGCACCUUCGACACCUCCACCGUCAUGGAGGGGAACUUGCCCCCUAUCAAGGUCCCAAAAUCGGUGGGAGAUAUCAAGUUCUGUCAGCUGAGACUCACAGAUGGAUCGGGCCUGGAGUUUUCCUUCAACAUCAAGCCAAUCCCUGGCGAGGCCAAGCACAUCAAGUGUCAAAGCAAAAAAAGUGUAAAGGUGAAGCUUGGAGAGAUCUUGGAUGGUGAUAUUGUCGUCCAUGUCACUGAUGAACAUGGGAACAUUAUAAAGAAGCUCCCUCAUGAUUCCCUGAGCAACCUCAGUGUGAAGGCAGAAGAUCUAGACACCAAAGUCCUGCAGAAAACCCUUCUACCUAAUGUGGGCUUCAGUCUUGGGGAUAUCAAGUUUGACGGUUCAAUAGUAGGGGACAGGCCGGUCUUGGUGAAAUACAACGACUUCACAGAUCUCAUCAGUUUAGAGGUGCUUCCUGGCCAACCGGCGCAGCUGCUUGUGAUGGGCUGGAUGCCAGAGGAGACACUGAUAGCAUAUGACGGCGCCAAGAUCAACAAUCCAUUGGGCUUUCAAGUUUGUGAUAAAUCUGGCAAUCCUAUCUCCGAUGUCACCACACCUAUCUCACUGCAGUAUGACAAGGCAUUAAAGGUAUUGUCAACCGCGUCACUGACAGCAAUGCCAUUCGAAGGUGGUCAAGUGACUUUCGGGAAACUUACCUUAUCCGGUCCCUAUGGGAAGUACAUGCUACAUGCAAAGAUGUCCAUGGAAAGGUCAUCCCUAAUGAGUUCUGGUCUCGCUGUCCAACUCAAGCCAGAUCCCAAUAAGGCACAAAAACUUCAGUUGGACUACAAAGAGGGGAGUGUCUACAUUGCUGGGGAUCAUUUUCCAGAUUUUGACAUCUCUGUAAUUGCUGCUGAUGAAAGCACCAUGACCAACAUCCCUCACAAGAUCUCCAUGAGGUUGUGGGAGUCUGCUACCAACGAUCAACACUUGGGACCGCCACCAACGAGGGCACAAAUUAUAGACAUGGACAAGCCAAGUGAGGAGGAUAGGGAAGGACAUUUCUACUGCAGAAAACACAAGCUACCCCAAGAGGCCCGCAUGCAUUGGAUCAUCUUUCAAGCUUCCCUAAAUCAAAAGAUGCUCUACUCUGAACCGAUUGGGUUUGACAUCCAGCCUGGUCCACCAGUGAAACUGAACCCAGAGGUAACCCCGCCCACUCCCACGGUAUCCGAUACACCGCGAGCACACAGCAGGAUUAUCAUCAAAGCUCUCAAGCUACAGCUCGUGGAUGAAUUUGGGAAUGUGACUGGCAAAGGUUUGACAGGUAACAUUGAAGUUCAUAUGAAGGGAAAAGAUGGAGCGGAACUGCCUAAAUUCCAGGGCAAUAGGAGUAUGAUGCAGUUCCCGCUGGAUAACGGCAUUGGCUCCAUACAGGAUAUUCUAAUCCAAGAGAACACGCCAGGACAUGAUGGAAGUGAGUACAAAUUACACUUCAUACUGAAGAGCAAGGGACUUGUAGUGAUGCCGUACAUUCAGCCAUUUCUGUUUUAUAAAGAUUCCGAGAAGCAGCAACGGAUGUCUCAGCUGUUCAAGGAGAGAGACACACUCAGUGCUUCUAUCAAGGCGUACAAAGGGCAGUUUGAAAAGGAACAACAGCAUCUACAGAUGUUGAAAGAAUCUGCUGAGGAUGCUGCUAAGGAUGAGCUCAAGUUAGGAAAAGAGUUGAGACUACUGGGAGUGAUAUUCUUGGAUGCACAGAUAGCAACGAGAAACGGAGCAGAAGAGUUAAUGACUUCUACUAAAAAGAAAAUUGAAGAGCAACCAAGAAGGAAAUGCGGGAUGCCGCGAUAUGAAACACAGGAUGGUGAAAUACUUGGAAAGGUAGCACACCUAGUUGAGGUAGAAGAUGAGAAUGUUGCCUAUGUGUUAUCGUGGCAUAUGGCCCCAGAUAUGGACUGCGUCCUCACCACCACAGUCGCUAAAGCUAAGGAAGUCUUUGCAAACACAAGAGAGUGUCAACAGGUUCUACCCAUUGAGUCAAUCUACAAGAAAGGCCUGACUGAGUGGGACAAGCCUCUACCACACAUGGGAGUUCCCAUCAAGCAGGGUCAAACCCCAUCAGGAAACCCUGUAUAUGCAAGGCACCUUUUAAGGUUUACAGGUCAUGAAGAGCAUUGUAAGAUAGCCUUCAGUCUCUUGCUACAAGAUACCGUACUCUUAGAUACUCUGAAUGACGCAACCGCAUACAGACAGUCAAUUGUGAAGCACAUUCCCUGCCCCACGCUCCUCACCCGCGAUGGCAAACGUAUCCGUGGCAACGGAAAGUUUGGAGGACGUGAGAACCAAUGUCCAUCGGACCUUCUGAAAAUGGGUCGUGUCUUUGGGGAACCUCCUCCCAAACAGUUAGAAUCACUGAAGGAGCAGAUGGCAAUCCUCGAGAAGAUCAUGAAUGCCAUAAUGAGUCGUGAGCAGGCUGAGGUAAAGUACAAGGACCAGGAGGCAGCCCUAAGAUCAGGGGAUAUAGUUGCCAAGCAACGUGCUUGCCAGGAGGAUGAAGAACAGCUUGCCCUUAUCAACCAGAAACUCAAUGAAGCUUCGGAUGAAGCUUCAAGCACAGAUCAUUCUCCGAUUCCAAUGUCCAUCGCAUCUUCCAACUCAACAGGGCAGUCUAGUGCCAGAGGAAUGAAGAGACAGGCAGCACCCUCUGUGCAUGAGAGUCUUCCAACCAAACGAAGGAAACCCUAAUGGCAUGACCCCUCAUUCAGCUGUGAUGUGUGUGCUGCCUACACCCCCCCCCUCCACCAUUCCACACUGCCAAUAUACGUCAAUACCUAUAUGAAGAACACUAAAUGUCAUUUGUGUGCUCUCAUAUUAUCUAUAAGAUUUUUGUACUGGAAACCCAAAUCCUUGUAAGAAUUUUGAGCAUACCACUUAAUUAUAAUAAUGGCCAUUUAUAACUCGCCAUAUCUGUCAACUUGACACUCCUGGCGCAGGAUAUGAGAAAAUGAUGUUGUUACUACAGUACAGUCUUGGCAUAAAUUAAAAAAGAAGUACAUUACAGUAACCCAAACAGAGUUAAGCGUUGAAAAAAAAAGGUUUUCAGUUGUGAUUUGAAGUUGGUGAGGGAGCUUUCCUGCCAACGGCUAGGAAGGAGCGUGUUCUAAAGGUAUGGCCCUGAAACAGAAAAUGAUUGGUGUCCCCAGGAACGCUGUGUUCGUGAAAUGUGCGAGAGCCUGGUGUUGGUGGAGCGAAGUUGUCGUGCAGGUUGUUACGAUGAGUGAAUUUUUGGAUGUAUGUAACAAUAACCUAUGAACAUGGUAAGAGAGGCAAACUUACAAUAUAUACCCUGAGAUCAUUUCAUAGAUGUAUCUGUUUGUAAAUUUGAUAUUAAUGUUUGUAUAUUGAUAACUGCCAUUAAAAUGAAUCGAAUCGAUAUUUUUUAGAUGUUGUCUGUAUGGAUCCACAAGGACGUUAACACAGUGUAAAGUGUAUGCUCAAGUAUAUGAGCCAUUGCCUUUGUGCAUUUAAACAGUUGCUUUGUUUAUAUCUAACUUGUUAUUCUUUGAUAUGUGUUUAAACUUUCUAUAUGUUUGCUUUUUAAAAAUUAUUAUUGGUACUUGAGGGCCUCGUCGGUCAGAUAGACUGAAAUCCUGUUUUCCAUAUUACUUUCCAUGCAUGUAUAAACUGGUCAUUGUGUCUGCUGAGAGCUGGGAGGGCGUAAUUUUAUUUAUUGCUCUCAGCAGAAGAAAUAUAUCAUGACAAUUGACAAAUGUAUCAUUAUCUUGUGACCUGUAUAGAAGGUUCACCUAUCCACAAAGGCCGGUGAUACUGAAUCCUCAAUCACUUGUGCAGUUGGCCACGUGUAAAGAGGCCUUCCGUUUGUUCCUUUCUUUCAUAAAUCGUAGUAAUGUUGAGAUGUACAUGUAGCUGUCAUUAUUUACAAUCUUUUCACCAGCAAUAUAAUUAUUUGUGUUUAUAUAUACCUAUCCUUUUUAUGUUUAAUGAAAGAAUACUACCAUACUGGGUUGCACUAACUUCUGGUACCUUCUGCAAACUUUGUAUUUCUUUUUAUUCAUAUUUCUUUUGGCAACAUCUUUUUUUGUUGACAUGUAGGAAUGUUUUGAUAGGCUGUAGAGCUAUAAUUCUCUUAGGAGUGGUAAAGAGAUAAGGGCCUUUAUGUCAGUAAGAUAGUAUUCGGCUGGAGCCAAAAGCGCAUUAACUCGUAUAUUUAAAAAACCAGGCCUGUAGGAUUGUCGGGAAUUCCUUCAUGAUAGUAUUAUUAUAGGUCUUCAUCAACCCGGGAAAGGGUCAUGUUAGGACUGAUGGGAUUUUAGUUCACAAAAAUAUGGGCAUGGUUAACAGAUGCUCGUCUUUUGUAAUGAGCCUCAAACAUUUUAUUUGGAUAGGCGCACUAAUUUGGUCCGAAUGUAGGAUGCGAUGCGGUCUUGGGCGGGGCACGUGUUGUGUACUGGUAGUAUUUUUGGUGUGUAGGGCGUGUCACGUCACUUUGCAACUUUAAGUCGAGGUGCCUGCAACGUCAACGCUGGGCUCCACACCAUAUUCGUUGCUCAUCAUGUUGAUGGUGUACUCUUGUUUCUGGUCACUGACCUGAGGUAAGCAUCUUGUAUAUGUAUAUUGUAUUAAAUGAUCCAGUAAUUUUGUCGAGAAAUGUUCUGUGUGAUUGUAUACAUGUUUUUUUUAUUUAGAUAUAACUCGAUCAUUCAUAGUGAUGUUACAUUUUAGAGUUUGCUGGCAUAAACUGAGGAUAUUUCUAGACCAAGUUGUUUCUGUUUGAUAAAAGAUUCGUGAGGUUUAAAGGUAAGACAAAGUGAUUCUUUACAAUUUUGAUAUAUUUAGAAGCCCUUGUGCAUGUAUUUUCGCCACUAAUUUUUUUUGUAGUCAAACGGGAACAGCCAAUCGGUUGAUUUUAGUCAAGAAACAUUGUUUUAUAGCUAAAUUAAUAUCUUG
Strongylocentrotus purpuratus (purple sea urchin) is the source of this 8245-nucleotide messenger RNA. RefSeq names its product structural maintenance of chromosomes flexible hinge domain-containing protein 1. Bases 44 to 6022 code for a protein of 1992 amino acids. Lineage: Eukaryota; Metazoa; Echinodermata; Echinoidea; Camarodonta; Strongylocentrotidae. Gene Ontology annotation, molecular function: protein binding; ATP binding. The transcript is spliced from 43 exons. Gene Ontology annotation, cellular component: chromosome. The record is from RefSeq and is a predicted model, not a curated record. Gene Ontology annotation, biological process: chromosome organization; double-strand break repair.